AAUGUUUUGAUGGGGCGGGAACUAAAUGCUGGAAGGCCAGGGAGACAAUAGAAGAUGGACAGACUACAGAGAAACCUACAGAUGGAGACAAUCUCAUUCCAUAUAAGAGGGCUACAGAUAUUCAGGUUGCUGGGAUGUUAGUUUAUUACAUCCUUUCUGGUGGACAACAUCCUUUCGGUUCAGUAGGUCGAUGUGAAAAUAACAUUCUUGACGGAAAAUACACUCUGGAACACGUAAAGGAUGAGGUAGCAAAGGACCUCAUCGUCUGGAUGAUAAGUAAAGAGCAGACGGAGAGACCAACAAUUGAAAAAGUGCUUGCUCACCCCUACUUCUGGACUAACAAAAGUAAGGAAGACUAUCUCAUCAAAAUUGGGAAUGUGUUAGAGGCAAGACAGCGCUGUCGUCCUGACCAGGAUCUCCUCCAAGCUAUUGAAAAAUGUGCUGUCGGGAAAUCCUUCUCAGAGUGGAAAUCCAAGUUUCCAUGUGCCUUGAUCGACAAGCUUAGUGGUAAAAAGGGGGAGAAAGCCUACCCUGACAACACAUUGGGCUUCCUGCGAUUCAUACGCAACCUCCAUGAGCACUACCCUGAAGAUUCAAAUAACAUCAACUUGUCAUUGUUAUUUCCGGAUCUCUUUGGCAGCAUUUACUUGUUUGCUGAAGAAAGGAAAUGGAAUACAAGACCUUGUUUGACGAAAUGCUUUCAAGAAUAGAUCUGACUGAGCUGGUAUAUAUAUAUAUUUUUAAUGGUCAUUUUAAGAAAUCAGGCCAGGUUUAAUACAUUUUAUUGUGGUCCAGAGAAGAGAUUUUAAACUGUACAAUUUCUUAUGAGUAUGUUCUUUUAGAAGAUAAAUGAUAGUAGUUUGUAUGUUGUGGAGGAAAGAAAGCAUGCUGUAACAGAAAUGAAAACUCAGUCGUUAUGAAUAGCAAGCUAUUGUUUCAAAAAUCACAGUAACCUAUCAGUGCAAAGAAAAUAUUAGUAAGAUUUUGACAAUGUCGUGUGCAUUUUGAUAUCAGUGCUUAUAAAACAAUAUACUGUCAUAUGUACUGUAUAAUAUAUAUUUUACUUUUUUUUACAUUUCUCUAUUUAAUGUUUAAUUACUGACUGUCCACUUCCUAUUUUUGUAUGAGGUUUCUGUGUUAUGCACUAUAGCCCAUUACCAUAUAUGUGAUUGAAUAUUAUCUGCUGUUGGCUUGUGUGGAUGUAUGUAUGUGUUAUGCAACAUAGCUGACCUGAAACAUUG
Messenger RNA from Oncorhynchus tshawytscha (Chinook salmon), 1241 nucleotides. RefSeq names its product sensor for unfolded proteins in the ER ire1. The record is from RefSeq and is a predicted model, not a curated record. The coding region runs from base 135 to 710 and encodes 191 amino acids. Gene Ontology annotation, cellular component: IRE1-TRAF2-ASK1 complex. Gene Ontology annotation, biological process: intrinsic apoptotic signaling pathway in response to endoplasmic reticulum stress; IRE1-mediated unfolded protein response; protein phosphorylation. Gene Ontology annotation, molecular function: RNA endonuclease activity; ATP binding; protein serine/threonine kinase activity. The transcript has 6 exons. NCBI's taxonomy places the organism in Eukaryota, Metazoa, Chordata, Actinopteri, Salmoniformes, Salmonidae.